CUCCGCGAGGCCGCCCGCCGCUCUAUCGCCCGCGCCGACCACCUUCGCCGUGUCUUCUCCGAUGACACUUACCACUCCCGGCUCUUCCCCAACCCCAUCGGGGACUACCUGAUAGAAGUCAACGUCGGCACGCCGGCCCAUAAGAUCUUCGCCGUGAUUGACACCGGCAGCGACCUAACCUGGGUCAACUGCAACCCCUGCAUAGGCUGCCACCCAACCUUCGAGCCUAAAAGCUCUUCCACGUACCACCGCUUCUCAUGCGGGGACAACGCCUGCGCCGAUUUCCCCAUUCACAGCUGCGGGAAAGGCCACACCACGUGCGACUACACGCUUCCGUAUGCGGAUGGAUCGUACACUUCUGGCUUUCUUGCAACCGAAACCUUCACCUUCGACACCACCCCUGGCUAUGAAGUCCCCAUCCUCAACGUG
Messenger RNA from Elaeis guineensis (African oil palm), 429 nucleotides. The record is from RefSeq and is a predicted model, not a curated record. NCBI's taxonomy places the organism in Eukaryota, Viridiplantae, Streptophyta, Magnoliopsida, Arecales, Arecaceae.